GCGCCGUGAGGGCUCUGGACACAGGCGCUGCACCAUGGCUGCGGCCCCGGCUCGGGGCAGGGUCCCGGCGGCGCCUCUUCAGUACCGCGUGCAGCUGCGCUUCGUGACGGAGGAGCAACUCUUCGGGGCCGGGCCCCUGUCGCCCCCCAAUCCGAAAUCUCUGCGGCUAGUGGUGCACCCAGCAGGGGAGGAGGCGGACGCGACGGUGACUGAUGCUGAUGGCGUCUGUGUCUUUAAAUGCUCAUUCAACAGAGACACUGAAUGUUGCCGUGUGGGGAAGGAGUCCAUCUUGAUUACUCUGGGAUACAAUAGUGCUUUGCUGAAGUUUGAAUCUCAUGCUGAAUUCAGUGCAUUUUCAAAUACCUUGAAGAGAUGCUGGAAUGAGAAAAAGGAAUACUCGGUGUUUAAUCAGCGGACAGAAGAGGCGUCAGCUGCACAAUACUUCCAGUUUUAUGGCUGCAUUUCCCAGCAGCAGAAUAUGAUGCAAGAUUUCGUGAGGACAGCCACUUACCACAGAGCCAUCCUCCAGAACCACAUUGAUUUUAGAGACAAGGUUGUUCUAGAUGUUGGUUGUGGAUCAGGAAUACUGUCAUUCUUCGCCGCUCAGGCUGGCGCUAGGAGAGUGUAUGCGGUGGAAGCCAGUUCAGUGGCACAGUAUGCCGAGAUGCUUGUGAAAAAUAACCGCCUUUCAGACAAGAUCAUUGUUUUGCCAGGGAAAAUUGAGGAAAUCUCACUUCCUGAGGCUGUAGAUGUGAUAAUUUCUGAACCAAUGGGAUACAUGCUGUUCAAUGAAAGGAUGCUGGAGAGUUACCUUCAUUCCAAAAAAUGGCUGAAAGCAAACGGAAUGAUGUUUCCAACGUUCAGUGAUAUCCACUUGGCCCCCUUUUCUGAUGAACAGCUCUACAUGGAGCACUACUCCAGAGCCAACUUCUGGUAUCAGCAGUGCUUCUAUGGGGUUAACCUGUCCAGUCUCCGAGGUGCUGCAGUGGAUGAAUACUUCAGACAGCCAAUAGUAGACACAUUUGACAUUAGGAUUUUGAUGGCUCGGACAGUCAAGUACACAGUAAACUUUAUGGACGCCAAGGAAGCAGACCUCCAAAGAGUAGAAAUCCCCUUUGUGUUUCAGAUGGCACAGUCUGGCCUCGUCCACGGCCUGGCCUUCUGGUUUGACGUGGCCUUUGUUGGAUCUCUGGUAACAGUUUGGCUGUCAACAGCCCCAACUGAACCUCUGACCCAUUGGUAUCAGGUGCGGUGCCUUCUUCAGACUCCUCUCUUUGCCAAGGAAGGGGAGACACUCUCAGGGAAAGUGCUGUUUGUAGCCAACAAACGACAGAGCUAUGACAUUCAGAUCGUGGCGCUGGUUAACCAGACGGGCUUCAGAUCUGGGAACAUCCUCGAUUUAAAGAAUCCUUUUUUUAGAGUUGCUAUGAUGGAAGUCAAAGGGAAAAAGAAAUUCACAGGAAAGAGUUCAAAGGCAUCACAAGGAAAUAAACGAGCUCAUAAGCACAAUGAUUCUAAUUCUUCAAAGACAUUCCCAAGAAAAGUUAAGGAAAGUGAACCUAAAAUCACAUCAAAAAACUUCGAAAAAACUGCCACAAAACCUGGGAAAAAAGGUGUGAAGCAGUUCAAGAAUAAACAGCAAGGAGAUAAAAUACCAAAGAAUAAAUUCCAACGGCCAGAUAAAUUUCACAGGAAGAGAAAAUUCCAGCUGGAUGGUAAAAGUGAUGACUCAGCAGCCAAGAAACCCAAAUGGGAUGACUUCAAAAAGAAGAAGAAAGAACUGAAGCAGAGCAGGCAACUCAGUGAUAAAACCAACUAUGACAUUGUUGUUCGUGCAAAGCAGAUUUGGGAGAUCUUAAGAAGAAAAGAUUGUGACAAAGAAAAAAGAGUGAAGUUGAUGAGUGAUUUGCAGAAGUUGAUUCAGGGGAAAAUUAAAACUAUUGCAUUUGCCCAUGAUUCAACUCGUGUUAUCCAGUGUUACAUUCAGUACGGUAAUGAAGAACAGAGAAAACAGGCUUUUGAAGAAUUGCAAGGUGAUUUGGUUGAAUUAAGUAAAGCAAAAUAUUCCAGAAAUAUUGUUAAGAAAUUUCUCAUGUAUGGGACUAAACCACAGAUUGCAGAAAUAAUAAAAAGUUUUAGAGGCCAUGUGAGGAAGAUGCUACGGCAUGCAGAAGCCUCAGCCAUCGUGGAGUAUGCCUACAAUGACAAAGCCAUUUUGGAACAGAGAAACAUGCUGACAGAGGAACUCUACGGCAAUACAUUUCAACUUUUCAAGUCAGCAGAUCACCCAACUUUGGACAAAGUGUUAGAGGUUCAGCCAGAAAAACUAGAGCUUAUCAUGGAUGAAAUGAAACAGAUCCUGACUCCAAUGGCCCAAAAGGAAGCUGUGAUUAAGCAUUCGUUGGUACAUAAAGUGUUCUUGGACUUUUUUACUUAUGCACCCCCAAAGCUAAGAUCAGAAAUGAUCGAAGCCAUUCGAGAAGCAGUGGUAUACCUGGCACACACACAUGAUGGCGCCAGAGUGGCCAUGCACUGCUUGUGGCAUGGCACACCCAAGGAUAGGAAAGUCAUUGUGAAAACAAUGAAGACUUAUGUUGAAAAGGUGGCUAAUGGCCAGUACUCCCAUUUGGUUUUAUUGGCAGCAUUUGAUUGUAUUGAUGAUACUAAACUUGUGAAGCAGAUAAUCAUAUCAGAAAUUAUUAAUUCUUUGCCAAACCUAGUAAGUGACAAGUAUGGAAGGAAGGUCCUGUUGUAUUUACUAAGUCCCAGAGACCCAGCACAUACAGUACGAGAAAUCAUUGAAGUUCUGCAGAAGGGAGAUGGAAAUGCACACAGUAAGAAAGAUACAGAAAUUCGCCGACGAGAACUCUUAGAAUCCAUUUCUCCGGCUUUGUUAAGCUACCUGCAAGGACAUGCCCAAGAGGUGGUGUUAGAUAAGGCUGCGUGUGUGUUGGUGUCUGACAUUCUGGGAGCUGCCAUUGGAGACGUUCAGCCUGCCAUGAAUGCCAUCGCCAGCUUGGCAGCAGCAGAGCUAUAUCCUGGUGGCAAGGAUGGUGAGCUUCAUGUUGCAGAACAUCCUGCAGGACAUCUAGUUCUGAAGUGGUUAAUAGAGCAAGAUAAAAAGAUGAAAGAAAAUGGAAGAGAAGGUUGUUUUGCAAAAACCCUCUUUGAGCAUGUUGGUAUGAAGAACCUGAAGUCCUGGGCCAGUGUAAACCGAGGUGCCAUUAUUCUUUGUAGCCUUCUCCAGAGUUCUAAUCAAGAAGUCGCAAACAAAGUCAAAGCUGGACUGAAAAGCCUCAUUCCCACAUUGGAAAAAAACAAAAACACCAGCAAAGGAAUAGAAGCACUACUUGAAAAAUUGACUGCAUAAGUAGAAACAGUUAAGAAUGAGAUGGAAUCACUUUCCUUGUUUUGUUCUAUUUUCCAGAAGAGGGCUAGGAUCCUCCUUACUGGUAAUAUGAAUGCUCUGUAUAUGGGUUUCUUCUUUGUAUAAGAGUAUUUAUAAAAUGAUUUUUUUAAUGAUCUUUAAAAAAAAAAAAAUCCCAGUCACCUCUGUCGUAUUGAGUAGUAAGCAAAUCAUAAUGUGAGGCAAUAAUGUGAAAGAUUUAACAAUCAUGUACAUUAGGCCUAGCCAUAUAUGAAGUAGCUGCAUGCAUUGAUUCAAGGGAGAAGGCAAGGCUUCAUGGAGGUGAUAGUUGAGAGGACCUCCGAGGAGGUUGUAAAGAAGAACCAUGGGGAGCUUAGUGGAAGCAGUGAGGUAGAAAUUUUGAACUGACCGCAGGAACUUUAGAGCCUUGGUGGGUAUAGGGAGGGAGGAAUCCAUGCAAUGAUGGUAACUGUAGUCCUUGCUGCUCUACACGUUGUUUUACAUGCUCGAUUUUGAUUGAAAGUGAUUUAAAUUAAGACUUGUGCUAAUGCAUUAGGGAAUAUGGUGGGCAGUAGUGUUAAGGCCAAGGCCACUGGAAAAAUCUCCCUCUUUGAAUCUGGGCCUUUCAAGUGAAUACCUCCUUGUGAUGAGAUUUUUUCCCAGGGACUGUCUCCACAGUAGAUGGAGCCUGUCGAGUUUGGGUUGGAAGGAAGAAGAUACAAAACUGGUAACAGUGCAGAAGUUUGAAUUUGAGUGCAAGGUAGGAUUUUUGAAUCUAAAACUGCUCUGGCGUCUAGCAACAGUGAUUAGGAGGAGUAGGUCAGUGUAGCCCAGCCUGUGAAUACCUGAUGAAUUUUGAAACCAAGCCUCGGUGCUUCCACUAAGUAACCUGCUAUAACAGGACAUCCACUCGGGUCUGUCCUGCAGUUACACCUGCUAGCAAAUAGCCUUGCCUCUAGCACGUGACCUGACUGUGGGGUCCGGGACCACUCCCAACACACAAGCUACCAGCACUCCACCUGCUGUCCUCUCUUGCCGGGUGCAUUGAACUCUGUUCAAGGACUGUAAGUGGAUGCCUUUAAUUCCUUUAGCAAGGGAUUCCAGCCCCACACUCCACAACCAGCACCAAUGCAAACACCCUUCUACCACUCAGCUGGGUCAAAUGGUAGAAGUGGGACAGCCGCGGAUCUGCUGGUGGGGUGAGGAGGUGAAUGGGACAGGUAAGAUCAGAGUUUGCUUUUUGUUUGACUAAUACAUUCCAAGUUUGUCUUUUCUAUACAAAGGAUCCAUUCAGAAAAAGAGGGGAGAGGGAGGAAUCCCUGGUUUUUUUUUUUUUAAUCUUUGACAGAAAAAAAAGCAAAAUAAUGUACAUGAUUUAAAAAGUUAGAUAGAGCAUAUAAUAAAAGCAGUAAUCCUUUCCCUUCCCCAUUCCCCAUACUCCUGCCUUACUUCCCCAGAAGCAAUUACUUUUCUGCUACACUCUUAAAUACCUAGUUUUGGGGUUUUGUUUUGAUCUACCACUUUUGGAUAUUAUCUUUUGACUUCCUAUUAUGGGAAAAGACUUUAAUAUGUUUUAUCCCUGCUAUUACCCACUUUCUAUCUUCCCACUAGAACUGUAUUAUUGUUGGUUUUUUUUUUUUUUUUUUGAUAUAUCAGUGUUCAGAAUUUAUAUGAUUAUGCUGGCACUAAUUGUUAAAUAGAAGUGAUGAACUGUCUUUACAUUUCCUAUACUAUUUUAUAUUUCCUAGAAUUAAUAAUUACCUCCUUUUUUUUUCAUUUGCUUCCUUUUCUACAUUCCUGUUAUUAAUGUUUCCCCAAUUUUUUAAAAAUCAGAAUUGCUUAAACAUUUUAACAGGCACCAUUUUCCUGUUUUCUGCCUGAUAUUGUUUCUGUAGUGUCCUCCCUUUUCCCCAUAGCUCUGAUGUCCUAGCUGAUAUUGUCCCUCAACUGGGUCAUAGAUGUGCUGAAAUUUUAACAAAUCCACCCACUGUGCCCUGGGCCAUGCCAACAUUUCCCUUGUGUGUCUUGUGCAAAAGAGCACUGAUAGGAACAAAUCCUGGGGGCCAUUCCUAAGGUCAUUAAUUUAGGGUUAGCAAAGAGUCUGGCCAAUGAACUUAGAAAAGAAUUGGUGCUCCUGAGAAAGGUUUCUUAGAUCAUAGACCCACAAGAAAGAGGGCCCCCCUCUCUCCUGCCAGCCGAGUCUAGUAUGUGCCCACCAGAUGUUGAGAGCUAUUGAGCUGUCCUAUAACCAUGAGAGAAGAAUGAAAGUAUGCUGAGGAUGACUGAGCAAAAAGUGGGAAGAAUCUGGAACCUUGAUGAGCUGUUGAAUAAAUCAACUCCUGUUGCUUAGUCCUGGACUUUUGGUUAUGUGACAGAAUACACUGAUUCAUCAUCUAGGCCUGAGUUUCUGAAGACUGAUUUUCAUACUGUGCAACACAUCAAGUCAACUAGUGUUUCCAGUUUCGCCUGGAGAGACCCCUCUUGGAGCUGACUUUGUGGAUGUCCCAAAGAACUGUGGCACGAUCAUUAUCCUAGCCCUUCCCUUCAUUUCUCCCUUGGAAAACCCGUUUCUUGGAUCCUGUACAUUUCUUAUUGUUGCCUAACACUCUUUCUUAAAUGGGUCACAGUCUAGUAGCUUCCUGGGAAAGUGUGAAUAUGAGAUAAGAUUUAAUUAUGCAAGGCAUUGGUCAACAUUGUGUCUGACUUGGCAGAAUUGCUGUGGAAGGCCAGUUCCCUCCUUACUAACUUCAACAUGUGGCCUUUUGGAGCAGGAGAGAGGGCCUUCUCUGAAAGGUUACAAAACUUUUUAAUUCCCAGUCUGUUUAUAUUUCAGAAUCAUGUGCACAGGCAUAUGUCGUGCAUGUUGAACGUGCUGGCACUUGUUUGUUCAACCAUGUCAGUCAGAAAAGUGAAGCCCUUCCAUUCUGGCAGGUAUACUUAUUGUUUCUCUGAAUUUUUUCCCCACCCAUUUUCCUUAUUUCUCUUUGAAAGGACUUUAUAAAGAUAUUGAAUGUUGUUGGUCAAAAAAAAAUUUGUUGGCUUUUUGUUUUACCCAUAGAUGAGUGAGAUAUUUCCUCCACUCUUUCUGUCAGCCUUUCUACUUAAGUGUCCUUUUCUUGUUUCUUGAAUGAAAUAUCUAUUAUGCCACUGGAAGUGUUGUAUUUCAUGUUUGUUUUACUUUGCUUGUCUCUAUUUGUUUUGCUGUCUGCUCUCUGCAUUCAAUUUGGUCUCUCUUGUUUGAGGUUUUUUGGGGAGUAUUUGAUUUAAUAAUUAAGAGACUUAAAACUGAUCAGCAACUGCUGGUGGCACAGCAGUUGAGCGCUGGGCUGCAAAGCUGUCUGUGGCCUCUGCAGCGCCAGUUCGAUCCCAGGUCGCCAGCAAGGGUCCCACAUGGCGCGACAGACCUCUCCUGCCAUGCCUGCUGCUCCCCUCAGCAGUGUAUUUCAUCGUCUGCCUGUUCUGCUCCCCACUCUGGCUCUGGUGAAUUCUCUCACCCUCCCGUACUUCUGACUGUGCCCUGUGCUUGUAUAAAUAAAUAAAUAAAAUAUUAAAAAAAAAAAAAAAGAAAUUUUUGUUAAAAAAAAAAACAAAACCUGAUCAGCAAGAGAGUAGGCCCAUCCUGUCCACUACUGUUGACUGCCCUUGCCAUGUAGAUACUGCUAUUUUGCUGGAGUCCUCCAGAUGUCAGAAUCUGUAGACCUUUUGUCUGGAGCCAUUUAGUGCCCCCAAAGAGAAAUCCACCUAGCAGCCAGUAUUUUCUUGCUCAACACUCAGUGUGCAGAUUUUGAUUAACCUACCCACUUUCCACACAGUGCCUCUCCCUCAAACUCCCUUCUCCCUGGGGCCCAGUAGUCUGGAGAAGCUGAACCAGCAUGAGUCCACAAAAUAAAUUUGGUCUCUGCCAAGACUUAGAGUGCUAGUCACCCUGUUUUAACCAGGCCCCAUGUUUUCCAAUCCAGUCGUCAUCCUAGUUUUUGCUAGUACCUGGCACCUUCUGAUGCAUACACUUUGCAUUCACUUUGCAUUCAGCUCUCUCUGCCAUGCUUAUUUCCCCAUUGCUUCCUCUUCUAGAUAUUUGUUGCUAUUAUUUGCUCGCUGAUGGCUUCUCACCUGUUUACUUUUUUCUUGUGAGUUGAUACCACUUUUAUUCGUAGCAGAAACCUACAAAUGGUUUUAACAAAACAAUCCACCAGGCAGAAUGAAGGGUUUUGAUUUUUUGGUGGAAGGGCUUACUUAAUUUGAGUAUAUCUUUUAUUUUCAUAUUUUAAAUCUAGCUUUUUGUAGUGUUCACACAUCCUCCCAACCCCUUGCUUUUUUCCCCAGGGAUCAGAAGUUGCCUAGAAGGAAGAAGAGCCCUGAUUUCCCUUUAAGCCUGUGAUAAUAUGUAUUUGCAUAAUAGGAUAAGGUCCCUUAGAGGAACUGCCUUUCUGCAAGCCCAAACUCCUUAGAUUAUGAGAUAGUACUUGUUUCUAUUUUCAAUGAAAUUUUGAAAAGGUUACAUCUUAAUUAUAGCAGAUUAAUCACUCUUAAGAGUAUGUCUUACAAAGAUGAAGGUGUGUGUGUGUAUAUUUAGAAUAAUGGUUGCGAGCACAAAGUCAAAAAUAGCAGCAGUUAAUAUUGAGCUGCGACAAUCAUAAACCCUCUAUAUUAAAACUAGAUAACUGAAGGCCUCCCUGGUGGCGCAGCGGUUGAGCGCUGGGUUGCGAAGCUGCCCGCAGCCUCUGCAGCACCGGUUCGAUCCCCGGCUGUCCCCCGGCCACCGGAGAGGGUCCCACAUGGUGCACAGACCUCUCCUGCCGCCCGCUGCUCCCCUCAGCAGUGUACUUCGGUCCUUCUGCCUGCUCUGCUCCCCGCCCUGGCUCUGGUGAAUUCUCUCACCCUCCCGCACUUCUGACUGUACCCAGUGCUUGUAUAAAUAAAUAAAAUAAGUAAAAAAAAAAACAAAAAACUUUAUAACUGAACAUGAAAAUCUGCCACUUGAGCUCUUUUUCUCACCUCUGAAUUGCUUGACCUAGGGAAAACAGCUUUGUUGUCUUCUCUGUUAUGGGCUGAAUUGUAUCCCCCUCAAAUUUGCAUUGAAAUCCUAAUCCCCCAUAACCUCAGAAUGUGACUAGCUGGAGAAGGAUCUUUAAAGAGGUCACUGAGGUAAAUGAAGUCGUUUGGGAAGGCCCUAAUCCAGUAGGACUUGUGUCUAAGAGAUUAGUAUACACUUACCGAGAAGACCAGGUGAAGACAGAGAAAAUAGCCAUCUACAAGCCAAGUAGAAAGGUCUCCAUGUGAAACCAACUCUGCUGACACCUUAAUCUAAGGCUUCUAGCCACCUAAACUGUGAGGAGAUAAAUUUCCACUUUUAUGCCCCACUGUGUGUAGUAUUUGUUAGGCCAGCCCUAGCAAACUAAUAAACCUUCCCUCCGUUUCUGAUUUUAAAAACAAUACUACCAGAGUGCCUCAAGUUCCCUAACCUUAUUUCCAGUUGUAUUCUGAGGGUUUUUAAAUGAGCCAGGAAAUAGUCUUAAUCAGGAGAUAGUCUUCUCUUUGGGUUGUGUCUUUUGUGAAGAGUAACUACAUGGUCUUUGCUCUGCAUUCCAAAGUGCGCAAAUAGACAUGGUUGCUGUGUACGUUUUCUUACCCAAAACACCUUGGAAGAUUCCAGUGACAUUUCCACUUCCAUCUCUACCAAGGAGUGGCAUUUGGGAAUCUUUCAAGAUGUUUUAUCCAAUUUGUAAGUAUGGACUUGUGUCCAUUCUUGAACAGGUAUAGUCAAUGAGAGAACUGCAAAAAUGUGGUAAUGAGAAAUCUUGAUCCCUUGUUUUGUUUUGUUUUUUCUUUUUUGUGGGACCCUCGCCGGCGGCUGGGGAUCGAACUGGUGCUGCAGAGGCUGCGGGCAGCCUCGCAGCCCAGCGCUCAACCGCUGCGCCACCAGGGGAGGCCCCGGUCCUUUGUUCUUAGUGGAAUUAAUUAUAUCUUGGAGUUGGAGAUAGUUACGUCUUAGAUGUGACUGUUACAUGACAACCACUUGAGUAGAAGGUGAUAGCAAUCUGGUAAGGUUAUGAUAAUCAAGUGACUGCUCUUGAGGACUAUAAUUAAACAUAGUAAAUACUUCAGAUUUUUUUUUUUUUUUCCGGGGAGCAGCCGGGGAUCGAACCGGUGCUGCAGAGGCUGCGGGCAGCUUCGCAACCCAGCGCUCAACCGUUGCGCCACCAGGGAGGCCCUACUUUACAUAUUUUAAAUGACUUGCAGGUGCUUGAAAACAGGCAUUGCUUUUUAAUAGAAAUCCUCCUGUAUUUAAAACUCAUACUCUUGGGGCCUCCCUGGUGGUGCAAGGGGUUAAGUCACAGCACUCCGAGGCUAGCAGCAGCCACUGCAGCACGAGUUCGAUCCACACAUGGCAUGGCAGAUCUCUCCUGUCUCGCCCGCUGCUCCUCUCAGCCGUGUAUUUCAGUAGGUCUGCCUGUUCUGUUCCCCACUCUGUCCUCUCUCAUACACACCCCCCCACGCCUCUGGCCUGUACCCCAGUUCUUGCAUGCAUAAAUCUUUUUUUUUAAAGAUUUAUUUAUUUAUUUAUACAAGCACUGGGUACAGUCAGAGGCAUGGGAGGGUGAGAGAAUUCACCAGAGCCAGAACAGGGAACAGAACAGGCAGAUGGACCGAAAUAUACUGCUGAGGGGAGCAGUGGGCGCGGCAGGAGAGGUCUGCGCGCCAUGUGGGACCCUCGCAGGUGGCCGGGGAUCGAACAGGCGCUGCAAAGGCUGUGGGCAGCUUCGCAGCCCAGCACUCAACCACUGCGCCACCAGGGGAGGCCCUGCACAUAUCUUUUUAAAAAUUUUACUAAAAAUCGUAUUGUUAGACCUACCAGUUAAGAUUGACUUGCUGCUACUACAUUAACAGUAGGCAGUGGAAAAAGAAUAAACUUAAGUCUUAGAGAUGUGUUUAACAGCAAGAAACCUGAGGAAAAGCACAAGUUUUGCAUUUUAUUUAUUUUAUUUAACAAUUUAUAUGUAUUUUACAUCAUUGUUCUUUUUUUACAAUGUUUUCUUUAACUAUUUUUCUUAAACACAUCAACUCUUCUCCAUUUGUAUUGUUUAAUACCUCAGACCAGCUCUAAAAUGUAUUCUACUUCUAAUAAUAGAAGCAGACAUGUUUUUGGCUGAGUGGCACCUCUUGGUGGGUUCUCCAUCCCUCAGUCAUCCUACAUGGGAUGGGGAGUGAACCUUUCAUGAUCUCUGCCAGCUGCACAGGUCUCCCAAGGUGUAAUUCCAGCCCCUUGGUCAUAUUUAGCUAAUGGAUAAAGUACUUAGAAGUAAGUAGCAUCAAAUCAAAACCUCUGGUGUGGACCAACACCAGAGUAGUUAGAGGUCCAGGGCUUCCAUGAAGGAAAUUGUGAAACAGACUCUUGCUUCCCAUGUCUCAAGUUCUUUAGAGCGUAGCCUGGUGCUGUUUGCCUGGAUGUUACUAUAUCUCAUCAAUUCCAAAAAUGCAUGUUCCCCCCCAUAUUUUAGCCAAUCUGAAAGGAAUAGUGUCUUAGCUAUUUUUAUUAGUAAUACAGAAAAUAAUGGUGGUCUUAGUCCAGGCUUAUUGGUCAAGUAUUCCAUCUUUUUCUUGCUACCUAAGCCUGCUUUGUUUUUUUUGUAGUAAUUUUUCACCCCUUUCAAAAGUUUCCUUUAUUGCCACAUUCCUAGAAGUGAACAAUUAGGUUGAGGUGUCUUCUGUAUAUUAGCACACAGAUCACAUCCCUUUGGAAAAUGAAGGUCAGGUAGAAUUAGGGGCAGUCUGGGAUAGUGAUGCCGAGCCUCAGCCAAGCCACAUUGUGAUUUGUAACCUACUAACUGCAUCCUUGGGCAAGUCACACAACCUUUCUGUUUCAGUUUCCUCAUUUAUAAAAAUAGGACACAUUUCAUGGGUCACUGUGAAAAUGAUUUGUGUUUGUGUAAAGGGCCUCCCUCUAUCUGGGCCACACGGAACUCACUCUCAGGGCUUUCAUAUGUGCAGGAGGAAUCUGGGAUUUGGAGAUUGUCAGAAAGGCACCUCUGACAACUGUGAAAGUCAUGACUUGGAAAUCAGAGUUCUAUCUUUGAGAUGUUUAGCAUCAAACAUUUCAACAAUGCUUGCACCAAAUGCAAAAUUGUACUUUUGAGUAAAAAUUAAGAAAUCACACAGGAACUCCGUGAAUCUGUUACCACUUUGAGAUACACAUUGUACAAUUUAAAACAUCUGCAGUGGACAUUUGACAAGUUAGUCAAAUGCGUGAGCCCUCAUUCCAUUUGUAGCUAAUGUGGGGUAAGGUGGUUUGCCAGCUCUUUCAAUUACUUCUACCACGCUUUAGAAAGCUGAGAGCAAAAGUCCUUGAUCCCAAAUGGGCUCCUUUUAAAAUGCAUAUAACAUUGGUAUGAGCAUAACUUUAGCACAUACCUUAGCUGUUGCUAGUCAUUGACAACCUCUUUUGAAGUCUGUCAACUUGUUCAUGUAGAAGGCUGAGAGCUUGACAGAUUGGAUGGUUUAUUUCCUUGGAGGAGUAGGCACUAAUUUGUGUUUCGUUUGCCAGGUCCAGUAAACUCAAGUAAGCUGAGAAGUGUGUAUGUAUGGGAGGUGUGGAGGUUUCAGUCUUUAUGUAGUGGUGUUGGUGUCUGUAGGGUGAAUAAUUGUCAGGCUUUUCUGCCCUCCCGCCAUUAGGAUUGAUUUAGAUCCCUGCAGUCCUGAAUGCACGCCUGAUGGCGGGCACCUGGGGUAGGGCAUGGGCAUACGUAGGUGGGAUACACCUGGGCUGAGACUGGGCUUAUAAGGGCAGCGUCACUGCGACGCCAGCAGAGCGAAAGAAGCUGGAGAACAAGUCAGAGAAUGGAACUAGCAGAGAAGCAGAAGCCACAAGAAAACAUGUGAGAGAGCCCAGUAAAGAGUGAAGAUUCGCUGGGAGCUAGGAGACCUGCCAGCCACCUGCCCUGUACCUGGUAAACUGAAUAACAGCCACUGAGGGCUGCAGGACUUCUUCACUUGUCUGCUCGAAUUGUAGAGAUCCUGCUCCGCCCCUUCCUACUGCUACAGCAACCAAUGUCACAUGCGUCAGCACCCAGAGACAAAGUGGGCUAACUUUUUAGGAUUAUUCUGUAAACAGCCUUGGACUUGGUUGGGGAACUUGGACCCCGUAUGAGUUCUGCCCCUUGCUGGGCAGAUGCGUCAUCUUUAAAACAGACCACCUGCCUAGAGUUCCUUUAAUUACAAGGCCUUUUAGACAAGAUCUUCUACAUCUGUAGGGUUUGAGAAGCGAACCAUACUGAAAAGCAUGGGAUAUUUUCUGAAGAUCAGGAUUUCAGUCUUGGGCCUGACUCUGACUGGGAAUGUGGGUAAGUCUUCACCCCUCUCAAAAAGUUAUUAUUUAUUGCUAUAUUCCUAGAAGUGACAGGGUUAGGAUGAGAUGUUUUCUACGCAUUUGCACAUAAAUCACCCCAUUGGAAAUAAAAAAUGGGAACCUCUGUUAUCUAUAAACAUAGAAAUAAUAUCUGAAGUACUCGAAAGGAUUGGGGGUCAGAAUCAAAUGAAAUUGUGCCUGUGAAGUUGUAAAACCCUGUAGGUGGUUAGGAUUCCUCAGUUAAAUCAGAUAUCCCUUUAUUUGGUCACAGGUUGAAGUGUAUAGAUAAAAGUAAAAAAACUACUAGUCUAGGAAUAAGGGCAUUUAAAGACAUGCUAAAGCAUUGUCUACAAAAGCACAAGGCUAUUUGCAACAUUUUUGACAAACUAUUCUGUUAAUUGGGACCUAAAAGUAAAGGAGGGAAAAACAGUUUGCCCUUUACCUUCUAAGUUCUUCCAAGCCACACUUCUCUAAACUGGAGGCCCUGUAGCAAAACAUUAAUAGUAGAAACACAUUCAAGUCUACUUAAGUUCCACAAGACUUCAUGUGGAACUUCAAAAGGAAAUGAAACCCCAAAGAAGCAGUUAAUCUUGAGCAUUUUUAUGCUAUUUGAAGACUGAAAAACCAUGGGAAAAUAUAAGAUAAAAAAAGUCUAUCAACUAAGUUGGGGAAAAAGCAAGACCUGUUCAGAUUCCUCUUGGUGUCCCUUCAUCUUCAGAGAUAGGGCGCUGCUUUUCCUUCAGGUACACAGAAGACACUCAUCUUAGCACCUGCUUCUGGGGAAGAUCAAAAAGUCCUUGCAGGAACAAUUUCUCAAAUUCCUUAAACAGUGUGCCAAGGUGCCUUAUUUUAGGGUAUUGUCCUUAUCACAUCAAUAGUAAAUAGCGUUGCCAGCUCUACUUGUUUAAUGUAACUCAUUAAUGAGUUACAUCAAUCUUUGACAACUUACAUAUUUGUAUGAGAAUUAAGCCUUAGCUGAAAAUAUUUUUGACAUUAAAAAGUAACUUCAUUUCCCUGUUGUGCUUUAAACAUAAUUAUAUGUUACUUUGCAAUCUUUAGUGCAACAAACCUUGGAAACUUUCUAAACGCUGUCAGUUAAUGCCUGUUUUAGAGUUGAAGCAGCAAAUGGUUUCCACUUAGCAUUGUGUUGUCAGUUGCAGUUAUGCUCUGACUAUUCUGUGCAAACGAUUCUAUCAGUAUUUAGAUUGCAUUUUAAGUUUAUGUGUUUUAAGGAAAACUUCAAAGAUUUACAGUUUUAGUUGCUGAAUAAUAUUAAAACUUCUCACCAGCUUUGAUUUAAAAAUGUUUUUAUUGAAAACAUUCGUUUGUAACCAUUCAGGUGUACCACAUUAUAAAUCAGCAUGUAAAAUGUCCACCUGAAGUUCAGUUCUCAUCCUUUCUUACUUAGUUGUCUCCUUGAACUCACCUUCCUUUCUGACAGACCCUAUUUUGUUCUUAUAGUGUAAAAGUUUGCUUUUGUUUUAUUUAUUUCAUUUCUUUAUAUUCCUUAUGAGUGAAUGGCUUUCUCUAACUUAUUUCACUUAGUAUAGUACCUUCUAGGUGCAUCCAUGCUACUGCACAUGGCAAGGGGUCUUUUUUUUUUUUAGUACUCUUUUUUAAAAAGAUUUAUUUAUUCAUGCAUACAAGAACCGGGGUACAGGCCGGAUGUGCAGGAGGGUGAGAGGACUCACCAGAGACAGAGUGGGGAACAGAACAGGCAGACUGACUGAAAUACACUGCUGAGGGGAGCAGCGAGUGAGAUUGGAGAGGUCUGCCGCACCAUGUGGGGACCGAAACCACACUGCAGAGGCUGCGGACAGCUUCACAGUGCUGUGCUCAACCGCCUGCGCCACCAGGGAGGCCCUGUCAUUGUCUUUUUUUUAAAUAGAAAAGUCAAAUUCCAUUGUAUGUAUACCAUAUCUUUUUCUGGUUGCCUGGUAAAGAUGCAUUUGUUUUUUCCAACUCUUGGCUGUUGUAAAUAAUGCUUCAAUGAACCUGGGUGUGCAUGUACCCCUUGGAAUUAGGAUUUUUUGUGGGGUUUUUGUUUGUUUUGGUAAAUAUCCAGAAGAGGGAUAACUGGAUCACAUGAAAUUUCUAAUUUUUUAAGAAAUCUCAGUACUGCUUUCCAUAAUGUCUGCACUAAUUUACAUUCCCAGUAGCAUUGGGCAAGAGUUCCCUUCUCUCCACAUCUUCUCCCAACAAUUGUUGUUUCUUGUCUUUUGGGUAAUAGUCAUUUUCACAAGUAUGAGAUGGUAUCUUGUUUUAAUUUGUGUUUCCCUAAUAGGAGAUGAUGAAUAUCUUUUCAUGUGCCUAUUAGCCACCUGGAUGUUUGUCUUUGGAGAAGUGUUUAUUCAAAUCCUCUGCCCAUUUUGUAAUCAGGUUUUUUUUUUUUUUUUUUUUGUGGUUGAGUUUUCUUUAUGUAUUUCGGACAUUACUCUUAUUGGAAAUAUGAUUUGCAGAGACUUCUUCCAUUCAGUAGAAUAACUUAGUUUUGGUGUUAGUUUCUUCCAGUGUGUAGUAACUUUUUAGUUUGAUGUAGUUCCAUUUGUUUGUUUUUGUUUCCCUUAUUGUUGGAGUUGAAUUUCCAAAGGCAUCUAUAAGCCUCGUGUCAAUAAACAUAUCACCUAUGGUUUUUUCUACAUAUUUUGUGGUUCUAAGUCAAACAUUCAAGGUUUUUUUUAAUAUUUUAAUUUUAUAUAGUUUUUAUAUCAUUUUUCAUUUUUGCACAAUGUAUGCAUUUUCAUCUUGGUUAUAGUCCCCAUACAAUUCCCACCCCCACCUUGUUUUGAUCCUACUCCCCCCUCCUCCCCCUGUACUGUGUGUCUGGUUUAUAGUUGCAUGUUGAUUUUGAUUUUUACUUUAUUAUAAUUAGUCUUUUUCCUGGUCCCUUAUAUAGGUUUUCUAAAUUCCUGCUAUGAGUGAGACCAUCUGGUAUUUUUCUUUUUCUUUCUGGCUUAUUUCACUGAGCAUGAUCCCUUCCAGCUCUAUUCAUGUUGGUGCAAAUUGCAUGAUUCAUGUUGCUGCAAAUUGCAUGAGUUUAUCUUUUUUGAUUGCUGAGUAAUAUUCCAUAGUGUAUAUGUACCACAUCUUCUUGAUCCAGUCAUCUAUUUUUGGGCAUUUGGGUUGCUUCCAUAGCUUAGCUAUUGUGAAUAGUGCUGCUAUAAACAUAGGGGUGCAGGUGCCCUUUUGAAUUAAUGUUUCUGUGUCCUUUGGGUAAAUACCUAGCAGUGGAAUUGCUGGAUCAUAUGGAAGCUCCAUCUUUAGCAGGUUGAGGAAUCUCCACACAGCUCUCCACAGUGGUUGGACCAGUUUGCACUCCCACCAACAGUGCAGGACGGUUCCUUUUUCUUCACAUCCUUGCCAACAUUUGUUGUAGCUAGUUUUUUUUUUUAAUAUGUGCCAUUCUCACUGGUGUAAGAUGGCAUCUCAUUGUAGUUUUGAUUUGCAUUUCCCUGAUUACAAGUGAUGUUGGACAUUUUUUCAUAUGCCUGUUGGCCAUUUGCAUUUCCUCUUUGGAGAAGUUUCUUUUUAGCUCUUCUGCCCAUUUUUUGACUGGAUUGUUUACUUUGUUUUUGAUGAGUCUCUUCAGCUCUUUGUAGAUUUUUAUGAUCAGUCCUUUAUCAGUAGUGUUGUGUGUCAAAAUUUUCUCCCAGUCAGUGGGGUGGUCUCUGUUUUGGUUACUGUCUCUUUUGCUGUACAGAAGCUCUUUAAUUUAAUGUAGUCCCAUCUGUUUAUCUUUGCCUUCACUAUCACUGCUUUGGGUGAUGUGUCUUUAAAGAAAACAUUCAAGUUUUUAAUCCAUUUUGAAUUACCUUUUUGUGUAUUCAUCAACUUGAUUUUUAAGGGAGAUUAAAUAUUUGAGCAAAGUGGAAGUGUGAUGAAAGUUUUCCCUUUCUGAUUAGAAGACCUAGGUCAGAUAGUAUUACCCAUAUUUAACUUAUUUAACUUACUUGAUAAUUGUUUGAGCCACUAGAAACUGAAAAAAAGCAGGUGGCACAGUGGGAAAAUUUACUGCAGGAUUUAGUGGGGCAAAAUUUAUAGCAGUAGUUCAAAGAGAAUGAGCUACUUCUAGUUAAAAUGUCUCUCGAGAAGUUUCUUAAGGUACAGUUAUGCCAAGACAGUCAGAAAGACAUAAAAUUCCAGCAAGCCAAGAUUACGUUUGUAGUCCAUAUUUUAAGUCAGUCAACAAUAAAAAUAAAAGAUGGAAAAGAAAACAUCUGUAGUACCUACAUGUGAAAUGUCUUUAAAAUCUGUUGUUUUUUUUUUUUUUUCUAUACUGUUAAGAUUACCUUCUGUCUAUGCGCAAUUUAUAAAUGUUUUAUGGCCCCAGGUACAUACCUCCCAGUGGCACAAACCCCAUCCACUGGUUCCAUUCCCUGCCUCUUGCCUCCCCCUGGAUGUGCCAGGGACUUGGCCAGAGCUUUAUGGUGAACCAGGGGAACAAACAGGACCAGCAGUUUAGGGGAGUAAACUGUAAGAACUACAGGAACACCGGGUCCUCUUCCACCAGGGCUAGUGGGAGAGAGAUGUUCUGACUUGCCUUAGAGCAGGUAAUACCUUGUGCUUUUUUUUUUUUAAAUGCUUGUUCUAUGACCAUUUUAAUGCCCAAAACAAUAAAAAUAAUAAAUCCUUGGUUGGUAUUGACUGAAGUUCUAGUAGUGAAAAUCCAGUUUAUAGAUGUUUAUAUUAAUAAUAUGGUAUAACAAAUACUACAUUUGGAAUAAAGUGAAAAGCAGCUUGGCAAAAGACUUUUGAGGGAUGACUAGGAAUCAGGGAUCCUAGAUCCCUGGAUUUAGACACUGCAAACCCUGGGUCCUCUCUUGCAUUAGGCCUGAACUUCUUCCUGUAUAGACACCACUCCAGAUCUGUCCUUGUAAACUGAAAAUGCAGUGUUCAUACAAACGUGCCAUUUGGAGUGAGGCAGGAGUUGCUUUGUGAGCGCAACCUAAUUGAGUGAUGGCAAAUCAAUGUUAUAUCAUUCCUGCUAAUGAAGAACAGAUAGAAAAUAACAGUUAUUACUCAUCUUUCAUCUCCAACACUUUCAUCAGCGUAGCAUCGCUUUGAGGCUAAGAACACAUGCUCUGCAGAGAAAUUGUGUUGCUUGAAAUUCUGCUUCAACACUUCCUAGUUUAUGACAUCAGCUACAUUAACCAACCUCUGGGCGCCCCAGUUUUUACGAGAAUGACAAUUUUCUAUGCAAUUGUGAUUAUUUAACUGUAUAUGGUAUAUUUAACACGUACACUCAUAACUUUCCUUAUUACCUUUGCUGAGUGAUUAAUUGAGGCAGAAACAACUACCUCAAUACUUGAAACAAAACCCUGAUUUUUAGUUGGGUGGCCUGUGCUCAACUCAAAGACAGAAUUUCUAGUCUUUGUCACAGAAGUUUUUGUCAGUGAGAUGUAAAAAGCAUGGUAUGGAGAUCAGAAGUCAUGUUAUAUAGGAGAGUGAGUGCCCUUUUUUAGUCUUUUCCCCACUGAGCUUAGAUGGGAUAGGGAACUCUUGUGGCUUUGUGGUCAGUCUUGACCCUAGGCUUGUAGAAGUGGUGAACAAAAGGUAGCCUGGAUCCUUAACAAAUUUAUUGAGUUGCUGUACUUGCUUUGGACUGCCUAGCUUUAAAAUUCUUUCAUGGCUGUGUUCAGAUCACCUGGAGGGCUUAUUAGAACAGAUUUCUAGGCCCUUCCCCUAAAAUUUCUUUAGUAAGUCUUGUGUGGAGUCCCAAGAAUCUGCAUUUCUAACAAGUUCCCAAGUGAUAUGAAUGGUGCUGAUUCUGUUAUAGAGCAGGGAGAGGGUCAGCCCAAGCCCCGCAAAACUGCCUAUUUUAAAUGGGUUCUGCCAUCCGCCGCAUCAACACAAAACAUAUGAGACUUUAAUGGGAAGGAACUUUAAUAAAACUAGGAAACAAUACAGGUAAGGCAAAGAAUCUAGUUUCUAAAUUAAGCACCCAAAGUUACCCAUCCCCUCGUGGGUAAAAGUCCAUCCAAAUGGGAUUGGCCCAGAGCAAGGCCCCAAGGCCUGCCACAAGUCUAAAGCAUCUUCCAGUGGGGACCCACAAAAAAGGGUCACAAACAACCGGACAAGCCCGGAAGGAAAAGAGCAAAAUCAACAUCAAGAUAAAAGCUGCCAUUGUCACCUCCCCAUGGGUCUCACCCACAUCUGUGUCACCCAGUCCACGACCAAAAGACAAGCGCAGUUUCUUCACGUGUCUCUAGGCUCCAUGCGCCUCCUCCAGGUCUCCUUCUGGCUCCAUCCUGCUUCCUUCCUUAGUCUCUUCUGCAGCUUCUUCUCUCCCUGCUCAGCUCCACCCUCCCUUGGGUGGGGCAGGGAACCUCCCCCUUUCCUGGGGACCACCCUGUUGCAAUUCCAGGACCAUGUUUUGUAAGCCAAGAUUCUAUGUGUUAGGGAAAUGAGUACUGAGUACCUGGCAUGUGCUGGGCCUCUAUAAAAACAACUAAGACAUGAACCAUGAUGUGAUAGUGGUUACCUCCUAGCUGAUACUUAUGUGGAAUUCACUUGGGUCAGAUCCAUGAUAGAGUUUACAAGAGAGCGAUGAACAGCCAAUGAUUUCCCAUCACUCAAUUCUGAAAAAGUGGAGAGACACAAGGGCAAGGCUGAGGAGAGACCCGUAAAUGCAGUGGUUAUCAAGAUUGGAAUCACCUGAGGAACUUGAAAAUACUGAUGCCUGGGCCUAUCUCCAGGGAUUCUGAUAUAAUUGGUCUGGGUUGGGUCCUGCAUAUCUGGAUUGUUUAAAAUGCCUUGGUGAGUCUCACGUGCAUCCCAGGUUGAAAACCACUGAUCUUAGCUAACACCAAGAGGUGAGGUCAUUGCCCCAAGGUCACACACAUCAUCAGAAACAGGUUUGACCAGCUGAAUGCUCUUCAGAUGCUUGUCUGACCUUUGAAACCUGCCCGCAGCCAGGUGCUCUGCCAGUUUUAUUCUCCCUGGCCCUUAAUUGUCAGUGACAUAGGAUGUGUGGUGCUGUAAGCACACAUCUGCUCCAGCUCCAUGAUAGAGGACUUAGCGCAGCUCACUAGUUUUCCUAACAGAUUUUCCUUGGUGACAGCAAAACAGAUCUUUUUAAUUAGCAGUAGAUAAUGAAUUUAAACAGCAUUGAAGUCGUUCCAAAAUCUCCCAUAACUACCCUAAAUAACAUCGUUCGUGAGGUACUCUCGUGGGGUGGAUUGUUAAGAAAUAUCUGUGGUAGAACACAGCUGAAAACCCUCUGUGGGAUUAUUUUCCUUGGUUUUACUUUGAUGAUUGUUGGGUUAGAACCAGAGUCUGUCAGAGCUGCAAGGACUUUACUGUUAUAAUGUUAUCUUCUCCCCUUACUGGAUAUGCUUAUCUUGUCUACUUUUCUCUGUUAUGUGACCCUCCUGGUAGCAGGGAGUUCAUUCUCCGUCUCCCAAAAAGCCCUCUCAGAAUGUCCUUCCUUUCACUAAGUUGAGAAGGUUCCCUUAACUUCCACCCUUGAUCCCAGUUCAGCUCUCAGAAAAUUCAGUCCCAGCCCUUCACUGCUAAGGGAUCAGGGCAGCUUCCCUGGGGGCAUCCUAAAGGAUUUGAAUAGAUGUUUUUGUUUGGGAUGAAUACUGCUGCUGUUGGCUUCUGGAGGGACUGGGAAAAUAACACAUUGUCCUGUGGCCCUGAAAGUGCUUGCAAAUGAACUUCUCUUUCCCCUAAAUUUCUGUGGAAUUGGCAGUGGAUAUUUUGAUUCAUAUUUCUCUGAAAGAAAAGAAAAAUAUUGCCUAUCUUGAAGCCAUUGCUCUGUGGGCAUGCUCAACUUGUUAGAGUGGUAGUGUCUUCCUAGGUAAUAUUCUGUUGAGAAAGAGGGGUUUUGCCUCCAUUCCCUACCUGAUGUAGCCUCACUGGACAAGCUGUUCCAUCACUAGGUCGGUAACAUGGAAUCACAUGAACUAAAGGUUUCAGUUUCUUUCAACUUUUGAAAGUAAAUUUCAUAAAAUGAGAUCAUAAAAGAAAAUGAGCUAGUGCUUUAUUGAUGGGGCAAGAUAAAUGAAU
This is a messenger RNA of Talpa occidentalis (Iberian mole), 20720 nucleotides long. RefSeq names its product pumilio RNA binding family member 3 (gene PUM3). Gene Ontology annotation, biological process: regulation of translation; peptidyl-arginine methylation. Gene Ontology annotation, molecular function: protein-arginine N-methyltransferase activity; mRNA binding. The transcript is spliced from 29 exons. NCBI's taxonomy places the organism in Eukaryota, Metazoa, Chordata, Mammalia, Eulipotyphla, Talpidae. The record is from RefSeq and is a predicted model, not a curated record. The coding region runs from base 35 to 3370 and encodes 1111 amino acids. Gene Ontology annotation, cellular component: nucleolus.